Messenger RNA from Lates calcarifer (barramundi perch), 1327 nucleotides. It is a transcript of the gene urm1, whose product is annotated as ubiquitin related modifier 1. Gene Ontology annotation, biological process: tRNA thio-modification; protein urmylation. The coding region runs from base 38 to 343 and encodes 101 amino acids. Gene Ontology annotation, molecular function: protein tag activity. Gene Ontology annotation, cellular component: nucleus; cytoplasm. The record is from RefSeq and is a predicted model, not a curated record. Lineage: Eukaryota; Metazoa; Chordata; Actinopteri; Centropomidae. The transcript is spliced from 5 exons.
ACUUCCCGCGGCUCUACUUCCUGCAUGUGCCGACAACAUGGCGGCGCCUAUAGCGAUUCACCUGGAGUUUGGAGGAGGAGCAGAGCUGCUUUUCAAUGGAGUGAAGGAGCACCAUGUGACUCUUCCAAGCCAAUCAGAACCAUGGGACGUGAAGCAGCUGCUGGUCUGGAUCCAACGGAACCUGCUGAAGGAACGGCCUGAACUCUUUGUCCAAGGAGACUCUGUGAGACCUGGGAUUCUGGUCCUUAUCAAUGAUGCAGACUGGGAACUAAUGGGGGAGCUGGAUUACCAACUACAAGACCAAGACAACAUUGUGUUUAUUUCUACUCUUCAUGGUGGAUAGAAAAUGAGUGGGGAAUACCAACACAUCCUUGACUUCUCUGUAACCCCCUUUUUGUCCACAUCCUCUCCACUCUUCACUCCCAGCCCCCCCCCCCAACUCGCACAUCUCAACAACAAGUCACCCCAUUGGACGCUGUGAACGUGUCAACCUGCACCGUGACGACAGAGGUGAUUGAUGUUUGUCCGCAGAAGUGAGUGGAAAUUCAGAGAUGGUUACUGAGAAAAAUGCGGAAGCUCUGAGACAGGAACUCUGUGGACCAUUUCGUAAAUAACAACGAUUUUUUUUUGUUUGUUUUUUAAUCUAACUGGACAGGCUCAACGGGGAGUCGCAUGAAGCUCUGGGUGUACUGGUCAGCUCACAGGUGCCAGUGUAAAUACCUACAGUUAGUGUGUGUACCUUCAUCUCCCUACAGUGUCUGUUCCAGCAUGACAGAAAGACAAAAUGAACGUAUUUGAGUUCUACAGUGGCUUUCUGGUCAUGAGAAUAUUAAAGAAAAGGUAACACUUUAACCCCCACUAAUUAGCAUUUAUAAGCUGCAAAUAAACAUUUAGUAAAUUGUUCAUAACACACUAUAAUGUAGUUAUAUGCAAGUAUAAUGUCAUUUUAAGUGUUUAUUAUUAAGUAUUUGUCAACAAUUAUAACUCUCAGAUGAAUAUAUACUAUAGUUUAUAUAAUUGCAGCUGUGUUAUAUUAUCAUUCACUCCCUGUUUACACCAGCAACCAGUUAUGGAUGCUUCACAAGUGGAGUUAUAGUUGAAAUACCUCAUUAAUACAUUACAUUAUAAAAUACACUUCUAAACUUACAUUACAGUGUGUUACAAUUUACUAAAUGUUUAUAUAGUGCUUAAAAAUGCUGAUGCUAAAAUUAAGUGUUACUAAAUAAAAGUUUUCUUUCUUUUUAUGACAAAAAAAACUUUAAUUAUUUUUUAAAAAUUCUUCUAAGUGCUUCUGAUAUUCGAAAAACUAUUAAAACCUUAAAAAAUA